AUGAAGCGCUAUCACGGCGAGGGCACGUACUACAAUGCAGGCAUCUCGGAAGGCGCCUGCGGCGGCUGGCACAAGUCCAGCGAGCUUGUAGCAGCUGUCUCGCGUCAACAAUGGCACGGUGGCGAAUUCUGCAAUCAGAUGCUGCACGUCUGCCACCACGGCAAGUGCACGGACGUCCAAGUCGUCGACGAAUGCCCGUCGUGCGAUUACGGUAGCCUUGAUCUGUCACCCACCGCUUUUAAGCAAUUGGCGCCGAUGAGCGAAGGCGUCAUCGAUAUCAACUGGACUUUUGCUUGA
Molecule: messenger RNA, 297 nt
Organism: Tilletiaria anomala UBC 951
Lineage: Eukaryota; Fungi; Basidiomycota; Exobasidiomycetes; Georgefischeriales; Tilletiariaceae
Exons: 1
Coding region: 1-297 (98 amino acids)
Source: RefSeq, a predicted model, not a curated record